AUGCCCGGCGUCAUCAUGGAUUUUCCCGGUGUUGAUGGAUCUUUACGACAGUCCGGCCUUAAUGAGGCGACGAAUGGCGCGGCGAGCCACGACAACAAAUCCUACCAGCUCCCUGCUUCUACCAAUGGACCGGUCCAUAUGAAUGGCAUGGGGAGAGAUGUCGCCGCAUCGAGCCAAACUUCAAAAAUAUCAGCAGAAAGCUUCGUGACUACACCGUUUGAGCUAACUCAUAUCACACAAGGGUUUUUCCCGUUCGGUACACUUGUGAAUCGAGCAGCGCAACAAUGUUGGAUUGAUCUCUCUGAGUUAGUGACAGAAUUGGCUACAGUCUCAGUUUCCUCCGAAACAUCAGCUCUUCCAGCUGCGAAUGGAAAAUCUCUGGGGACCCAGUCCGUGGAAAAUGUCAACAAGAAAGUGCGGAUCUUAGAUUUUGCACACGCCAAAAGGGCCGAAUUUAUCAAGCUCCUGGUUCUCUCUCAGUGGAGUCGCCAGGCUGCAGAUGUUAGCCGGCUUAUUGACAUCCAGGGAUUCAUUCGCACGCGACAUCAAGCAUAUACCUCCGCGGUCCAAUAUGUGGGUGAGAUGAAACGGGAUCUCGUUCGAGCGCAGGUAGCCAAUCCAGAUCUUAAGACUGCUUUAGAGGUCCUCUCCAAGGGCCGGGUAAUAGCUCUUCCAGAUCUUGGCUACAAACCCCCCAAGCCCUUGAACGCAAGAACAACACUGAAAAAAUUACACAAAAUCAAUCGCAUCAUCAGCGUGCGGCUGGCGUUACACGAUCAAGUGCCGCCUCCAUUGCGAAAUUAUCGUGUCCAUGACGGUCGCGCUACAUUCACCGUAACUGGGGAGUUUGAACUUGAUCUUUCAGUUGCGGAAGAGACGAACACUUCCCAAUUCUUCUUCGUUGACAUCCGUUUCCUCUUCUUACCAUCAUCCCCUAUUCCAAAAGGGAGAAUUUUCGACCAGCUCGAUGCUAAGGUCAACGAAAUACUGCAUACUGAUGGACUAAUGGGAUGUUUUGAUUUUCUUCAUGGUUUGGUCUUGACCAACAAAAUCAACACACUCUUUAAACAGGCUGCAGACCUUACCCGGGGUCUAUGGUCAGAUGCAUUGCGCAUUGAACUCCUUCAUCGGACACUGGUUGUCCAGUAUUGGCCAGCAAGGGCAGGGCCGAAGAGCUGGCUAGAGAUUGGCGUCCAAAGAGGCCUGCAGAACAAUGGCGUGAAUGAUACUAGCAACAAAGUCCCUCGAAUCGGUCUUCGCUGGAUGCGGGACGGUCAGCAAGCAAACAGUGAUGCCGUGCAAUUUGAUUCCAACGACCUUUCCAUGGAGCGCCUUUUGCGAAGCGUUAUCGCUUUGCACACAUCCCAUAUACUUUCCACCGCUUACGCAACUCUCAACAAAAGCCUUCUUUUCUCUAAUCAUGUGCUUUCACUACGUGCCCAGUUAUCUUCUACAGAACCGGGUGACUGCUUCCUUAUCGCACAACUAACAUCAUCUCGUUCUCUUCGAGUUUCAGUUGAACCCCUAUCGGGGGCGAUCACUCUGUCGGGUGCACCAAUGACAUCAGAACGCUCUGAACCGGAGCGAAUCUCAAAUAAACCGGCAAUUGAAGAGCUUCUGUCUCGCGUUGCACGUUUGCGAUGUGCUACUGCGAUCGAGGAAAUUGAACUGGGAACCAAAGCCCUCGGUUUAGAGAGUGUUGGCCAAAGAAGCCUGGGGCUUGAUAUCCGUCGCCUGUUUCCUUCCAACACCAUGCGCUCGGUCUUUUUCACUCAUCCCUUUUGGGAUCGUCGUUGGGUUGUUGCUGCCACGAGUAGUAUGGAUGGCGAUAGCUGGUGGUUGGUUCAACUUCCGUCUGCUGAGUCUAACAACACCUCGCCCGCCCAUCUUAUCAGCACUUUUCUGUUGUGCAAACGGCGACGAUUUGACCAUCUCGCCUGUGCAGAACUACUGCAUGCACUGACAGGCAUGUUGGCAAUCUACUCUAACGCCCGAUUUUUGGCAGAAAUGCCCGAACCUCAUCUGUAUCCUUCACUGGCGGAGUUACAGUUAGAUGCAGAUCUCCAUGUACCGGACAUAAUAUUUCGCUACAAGCCAGGCACACUUCAUACCGCUCUUCGAAUAGCAUUGCCUGCCUGGAUAGAUCAUGGUUCCUACUUGCAGGAUACAGUUCGUCUAUCCUUCCACGGAGUUGACCGUCAAAAUCAGUCGGCUGUUCUUGUGGCCUAUGGUAGUCUCCGAUACCGUGUCAAGUCUCUUCUAUCAUUGAUAUCCAAGGCGGAUCCCUCGCUUAUCAUUCAAGACAAAGGUUGUGGAUUCGCACUCCGAUUACUUGUCCCAGCUGGAACUUCUAUCAUGAUUAGCCUCUUCGAACGCUUGCAACGGCUUGACUGCGUUCUCUCAAUCAUCCAAUCUUUGCUACAACGGGGAAUGGAGCCCCGGUCAUUAUCUCUUUCUCAAGUUACAUUUUUGUAUGGACCCAGCCAGAAGUUUGCCGCUCGGUUCGACAUAGAUGUUUCGGGUCACUCUCUUUCCGAUUACAUUGGCGGUCACCAUGGUCUGUCUAAUGCCGAUCCUUUAUUCCGACUGCAUCUGAAGGUUGGCUUUGACAGCCCCAGCCCUCAUCGUCGUAUCCAGGAACCACUUACCGUGGCCUUAAAUCAUCGUUUCUCGGAGACAGGCGUGGACUCCAUCCUUGGGUACAUGUCCGAUACUCUCCCACUCUUGCAGUGUUUGGAUCAAAUCACUAAGACAGCACCAACUGAAUCUUCAGUCGUACAUGUUACCGCACGCAGUCCGAUGGUCUUCCAAUUCCAUUACCCUCGGUUAAACUAUCGAUUCCGCUUAUCUGCACGCCCCCGGCAGGGUCGUAUGGUCUGGUUAAUUGAAGACUUUAAUCGAUCAAACCAAAGCAGCCAUUCUACAGGCACGGUUAAGGACAAAAUCUAUAACUCAAAAGGCGACGGCUGGCAAGGACUCGGUGAUGGUGCUAUUUCAUCCCUUGAAAAAAUUGGCCAUCUCCUUUCUGAGCUCCAUUCAUGCCUUGGCGCGUGUCCUCCUGAGCCCAGUGUUCAAAACACCACAAAGCAAGGCGAACAGCAUUCACGAACAGGCUCCAUUAUUAACGCUGCCAAGCUAGCGAACCCCUCGCCUCAAAAAACGGACAUCCUAGGCAACACCGAUAUCAUUACAAUUGACUGA
Penicillium odoratum is the source of this 3201-nucleotide messenger RNA. RefSeq names its product mediator of RNA polymerase II transcription subunit 14. Gene Ontology annotation, biological process: regulation of transcription by RNA polymerase II. Gene Ontology annotation, cellular component: core mediator complex; mediator complex. Lineage: Eukaryota; Fungi; Ascomycota; Eurotiomycetes; Eurotiales; Aspergillaceae. The transcript is spliced from 2 exons. Gene Ontology annotation, molecular function: transcription coregulator activity. The record is from RefSeq and is a predicted model, not a curated record. Bases 1 to 3201 code for a protein of 1066 amino acids.